CCGAAUGCACCUGUCAUUUACACAACAAAUUCAAACGCAAUAGUUUCUUGAAAUGUACCCAAAAUAACUCAAAAAUGAGUUCAAUAUUAAAAUUUAUUCGUGAUAAUCACAUAUUGGCCAUAAUAGAAUCAGCAGUAGUAAAAAAAAAGUCAAGACUGAGCCUCAAUGCGUUCGAUAUCACAGAAAUUCCCAGCCUUUUGUAUACCUGUUACGAAGUCGAGCAUCUUUACCUACAUAGAAACAAAAUAACAACAAUAUCAGUGGAAUUAACACAGUUAUUAAACUUGACGACGCUGACCCUUGAUUAUAACAACAUAAGUUCCUUGCCACCGGAGAUAGGGAGCUUGAAAAACCUCGUGAACUUAAAUUUGAGUUACAAUCCUUUACAAGUGUUGAUUCCCGAGAUUGGUGAACUGGAGAACCUUGAGGCGUUCUGGUGCAACAGGAUAGGGCUUCGGGAGAUACCAAAGGAAAUUGGGAACCUCAGUAAGUUGGAUACCUUCGGGGCGCGAGGAAAUCUACUCAAAACUAUACCGGAGGAGAUGACCAAACUGUCAAAAUUGAGGUGGCUGACCCUAGAGCACAAUGAGAUUGAGAACUUACCGAACACCCUUGGAGCCCUAGAAGCCCUGGUACACUGUAAUCUGCGGCACAACAACCUCAGGGAAUUCCCGAUGUCCGUGCUGCAGUGCGGUGAUCUCAUGUUUCUACAGCUUAAUAAUAACCAGAUAUCCAGCUUACCAGAGGACUUCGACAUAAAUUCCCUGCAAGUGUUAGAAAUGAUAGACAUGAGGGACAACCCCAUCUGUGAGCUUGACCAUCCUAAACACAUGCUCAUCCGCUACGCGGACGUGUCAGCGCAGAGCUCGCUGAGCGAGAUAGCGUCGGCGUCGGGGUCGGGGCGGCACGCGGCCGCGCUGGCCGUCAACGCCACCGCGCUGCGCCUGCCGGCCGUGCCCGGCCCCAGGCGGCUCGACAACCACGCCUUCAUGGCUGAAAUGGACUUGGACGCAUCCUCGGUAGACUCCUCUGAAGACUGGGAGAACAGCGUGAACAGCUCGGAGCUGGACGUGCAGUAUCAGAGCGACGAGGAGCGCGCCGACAAUGAGAUCGCUCAAUUCUUCCAGGCCGUGGGCAUGGUGUUGCCAGAGCUGUCCCGCUACGCCUCCACCGCCAGUUAAGCUGGCAACACUGGGAGGAUAAUUAUGAUUAGGGCGUGAAUUGGCCAGAGCUGUUCCGAUGCUCCACCGCUAGUAGAACAAGCAACGCAGCGAGAAAAAUUUGUGAUUAUUUUGAACAAAUCGUUUAGCAACUGUUUCAUUUGACAAUGCAAAUUGAAAUGUGAUUAUUCCUGUCUAGAAGAACUGUAAACAUUCAUGUUAAGACAAUUGAACCUGUGCUUAUGACAUGUUGUUAUAAAAUAAGUUCGAAUAGAUCUUUUUUUAGGUCGAUUAAAUACUGUAAACAUUUCUGAAAGUUAUACACUCCGUAUUUAAGCAUCUUGAAGAUCUGACUGUACCAAAAAGCUUAUAAAUACUGAAUGUUAAACAAAAAAUUGAGGUAAGGAGAUUUCAGCUUUAUUUGCGGUGCAUGUACUCUGUCUCUGUCUUCAGGGUGACUUCCUUGAACAUAUCAACAAAAAAUCUAAUUAUUUAACGGGAAAAAGGGAAUCAUUCUCUAGAAAGAGCCAGAAGAAUUACAAUUGAAUAAACUCAGCCUCAAAAUAUUUCGUCAGGUGACAACCAAAACUCAAUAAUUACUAAAAAAUACCCAUUAAACAAAAAUCAACCUUAUUGCAGUACUAAUAUGGUUCACUAUGGUUAUGAACUCUGUUUGUGUCUUCAGGGUGACUUCCUUGAACAUAUCUUUAAAAAAAUAUCUAAGAAUUUAACGGGGAAAAGGGAACCAUUCUGUAGAAAGAGCCAGAAGAAUUACAAUUGAAUAAACCGAUCCUCAAAAUAUAUCGUCAGGUGACAACGAAAACUCACUAAUUACUAAAAAAUACCCAAUAAACAAAAAUCAACCUUAUUUACUAAUAUGGUUCACUAUGGUUAUGAACUUGUGGUGGUAAUUAGUGAGUUUUGGUUGUCACCUGAAGAUAUACGUCAACCUUCAGUGUUCUUAUCAGACUCUUAGGAUCUAUUGGCUAUUUCAGAGAUGUUUCAUGAUAGCGUAAUUUGACAAUAUAAAUCGACACGAGUUGCGAAUUACCUAUUCGCACAUGUAUCGUACAACGUUUUACAGUACAUAUGGCCCUUUAAAUUUGACAUACGCACGGAAAGUGCUCUUUCCCCCACUAGUGCGGGAAAGUAGCACCAUAUGUACUGUAAAGAGUAUUUAUAUUCUAUUGUAUUGUAAUAUAUGCGUUUGUACGGGACAGCUCAUGGAAUGACCCUUUUUCAAAUGAGACAGUUGACUAUAAACACCCUCUUUGAACCUUAGUCUUUACAAUGAGGUUUACAAUAUCGUCAGGUGACAAGCAAAACUCACUAAUUACUAAGAAAACAUGAAACAAAAAUCAACCUUAUUCCGGUAAUAAUAUGGUUCACUAUGCCUAUUAACUUGUGGUAGUAAUUAGUGAGUUUUGCUUGUCACCUGACGAUAUGUCAUAACUGACAAUAGUUUGGAUAUAGUUUGCCAAAUUGUUGGUUUGAUAAUAUUAAACCCUUGGUGCUGAAGUUUGGGCCAAACUUUAGAAAUGUUAUGUUACUGGUGGCGCCUAAAUUGCACUGCCGUUCCUAUUAAAAAAAAACAUGAAUGCCAUAGAUAUUUUUUAAAUUAUUCCUAGUUUAAUAAAGGCCAAUGGACAAAUCUAAUUAAUUUCGUCACAAUUUCUGUAAAAAUGUUAUGAAUUAAAAUUUUAUUUUAAUUUAUGAGGGUUUAAGAUACCUAUUUAAUUGCUUCCUAUAGCUUUUAACAGUGACGGCCCAAGUAAAUAAUAAAUGUAACAUCUUUUAAUAUUAUUUUUUAAAUUACAUUUGGCUUAAGAAAAUAAAAUUUAGGCAGAAUCCAGAGACUUGUACAGGUGGGAGCUUAGAGCAUUUAAUAACUGGAGUCGCCUUUAAGACCUUACCCCUCUGACUUUUGUAUGAACUGACAUGGCUAUUUGUACGUUACCUACAAAUCAUGUAGAAAUAGCAAUACAUUUGACGUAGCCUCCCCCGCAAAAAUCGGCAGACUGUUUCGUAAAGAAAAUGACAGCGAUGACAUCUCCAGACUAAAUGCUCUAAGGGUGGGAGAAAUGAAUUUGUCGAAAAUAGUUAAUACCCCUUAUGUUACCAAUGUACCUAUUGUUGUAUUUGUAUAGCAAAGUUUAACCGCCACCGUCGGCUAUAGCCGGCAAAGUUACAGCGUAAAUUCAACCAUAAUAAAUUCUAAUAAAGUUCAUUGUGGCAUGUGAUAUAAAGUUCUUUAUGUGAUACAAAAAGCUUCAACUCUCCCAACCCAAAUGUUGAAAACUCGGAAUUCUCUUAAGUUUACCAUGCCUAGAUUAUUUUUAAUACUUAAUACAUUUCAUCAGACUAUACUCUGUAUCUUUAGGUACUUAAAUAAAAGUAAACAAAUAAUUUGUACAUUUUCGGGUACUUAUAACAUUUAUUGAUUAACCAACUAAAUACAAAACCACCUGGUUCUGUCACUGAACGACCUGACUUUAACCUACAUUAUUUGAUCAUGUAAUGUUUUCAUCUACCCUCAACCGGCUUUAGAAGCCAUUGAGGGUAGAUUUUGUUUACUCUUUUUUAAAUACCUAAAGAUAGUAAAAAUACAGACUAUAGCUAGUGUCAUUUUUUUAACCCAUACUUGCCCAGUGUGUCGUAUCCGCCCCAUUGUUUUUUUUUUUAGCUUUACCUUAAAAAGCGAGAGUUGUUUAUUAUUGUUAAUCGAUGCAGAUAAAUGUCAGAAUAUAGUUUAUAUUUAGAAUGCGUUCAAAAUUACUAAAUUGCUUAUACCAGUAACUUUAACUUGAAGUAGCUUUGCUUUAAAAGUUUAUUUUAAGGUGUUUAAAUAAAUAUUUUAUCGACUGUGAUAGAAUUUUCGGCAUAAUCUGCAUUGAAAUAACUUUGUUUAAGUUUACACUGUUAAUAAAAAAAAACUAUUUUUAUAAUAAUUGUCAAAGGUUGGUAAUUAUUUUUUAGGUUAUUCAUACUUUGCGUACCAUUUUCCGUUUUUACUACUACAACUUACCUUCAAUUAGCCUUUUAGUAAGCCAGUGUUUAAUACCAGAUCAAGAACAAAAGAAUAAACUAAAGACUAAAAAGUAGAGAUGCCCCGAAUAGUGGUUUCGGCCGAAUACCGAAUAUUCGGCCCCUCUCUCUGCUGAAGCGCCGAAUAUUCGGCACGACACGCGAACAUUUUGUGUCACAAUUAUUAUGAAAACAACAGAACUAAUGAAUGUAGUUAGAGUCAAUCAAAUCAGACCCAUGAUAAAAAUAUUUUUUUUUGUAAUUAAACAAAUGCUCAAAAAGGAUCUUCGUAUUUAACAACUUUCCAAGAAUACAUUUUAAAUAUACCAGUUUUUGGUUAUUUUUGUUGUGUAAUUUUUCUUUUUAGGUAGGUGCAACAGGUAUUCAAAAUAUAGGUAUCGGCAAAAUGGCCGAAUAAGACGAAUACCGAAUAUUCGUGGCAUCUCUAUUAAAAAGGUCGAUGGCGUUAAAGGGUUAUAAAGGUAAUUAAUAAAUAUGAUUCAAGAGCUAAAAAUAUUGCUAGUUAAAAAAAAAAUUGCUUAUUAUAACGAUUUAAAAGACAAAAGUACAUCCAUUAGUUAAACCUAUUUUCUAAGGUAUGAAGUUAAAACUUUUGUUUAAUAGUUUUUCCUCUAGACUUUUUGGACCUAUCAAGGCUUAGUGGGUACAGAUGUAGUGCAUAAUUGUUUUCCAUCGUAUUUUCUCGGAAACGUUCGUAUUUGUCAUGCUACUUCCGUCAAUCUCAGUCCUUUUUGUAUCGAGACUGACUGAAAUAGGAAGGCACGUUCGUACGUUUCCGUGAAAAUACGAUGGAAAAUAAUUAUGCGCUAUAUCUGUAUAAGUAAUAGUUUAUCCCCUAGAAUUUUUGGACUUAUCAAGGUUUAGUUUAGUGGGUAACAGGUAUAAUAUAUCAAUCCAGUAAAGUACCAAAACCAAAGCAUAAAGGUAACAAAAUGUAAUAAAACCUGUGCAUUGAUUCUCCAUUUUUGGGACACAAUUAAUCUUUUGACCGCCACCGUCGGUUAUACGCAUACUCAUUUAUUCAUAAAGCCAAUUUACAUGUCAAAAUAAAAUUAGAAUUAUACAGUUAAAAUUGAGAUCAAAACUAAAAUAAAA
Molecule: messenger RNA, 5300 nt
Organism: Cydia splendana
Lineage: Eukaryota; Metazoa; Arthropoda; Insecta; Lepidoptera; Tortricidae
Product: leucine-rich repeat-containing protein 1
Exons: 7
Coding region: 75-1181 (368 amino acids)
Molecular function (GO): protein binding
Source: RefSeq, a predicted model, not a curated record